AAAUCAGGAGUGCAUACAUUCCUGCAUGGUAAAAUACUUUCAAUAGACCCGAGUCAGAUGAGAUGGGUGUAGGACUUCAGCUCUAGCUAGUCUCAGUCUGCCUACAUAAAACUGAACUUUAGGCUGUGACAUUUCUAUAUCUAGCAAAUCAACAGUAUGCAGUAUCUUAGAGCGGACUCUGCAGACACUAAAGCAGCAGGGUUGCUGCAAAGAUGUCGUCUACUCACCCACUCUGCUGGCAUCACCAACAAGACAUGGGCAAUAGAUGACUACCUCAUUGCACACUCUGAUGUCAAGUUCAACAACAAGGUUAUCGGCUACGGAACAUCGACGAAAGUUGAAGAAGCCGAACUAUUCGGGAUAGUGUGUGCCAUAAAGAUGCCCUACACACAUUGCUCAAAUAUGGACACCGAUUCAGAGGUUGGAGACUUGGGACCGUCCUCUUUAAAUCUCGGGUCCUCAUCGAAACCGAAACUAGACGAUCGCGGUUGGUCCGUCAGUAACCCUCAGAGGUCUCUAACGGAAGUGAAACUGAAAGUACCUCUUCGUAAAUGUCGUAGUCACAGUUUUGACCCCACCCCCAGUAAUAAUUCUCUCUCGUUGACCACCAGACUGAGUGGAGCUGUGAGUUUGGAUGGAUUUGCAAAGAUUUUGAAGGAGUGUCGAAUGCUAAGCACUCUUCGUCAUCCGAAUAUCGUGCAGUUUUAUGGUGUGUGCUGGUUGGAGGAGGGAGAGGCAACAAAGGUCGCCAUCGUUAUAGAAGAAUUCAUGCUCCUCACACUCAGAGAAGUGGCCACUUCGUUCAAAGACAAGCUUGGUGAGGACAUUCCUCUGGCCAUGAAGCUCUCCCUGUUGAGUGACACUGCUCGAGGCCUCGCCUACCUACACAGCCACGCCCCCUCCAUCAUCCAUCCCGAUAUGGACGCUAGCGAUGUCAUGAUCAGCUCUGCUAUGGUGGCCAAAAUCACCGAUCUUUGCAACGCUCAGUUUGGCUCAUCAAAACAACAAGAUGUGCACGCAUUCGGACAAAUCUCGGCGUGCACUAUAGGACUGUCUCCAGAGGAGCUUAAACGACCUACAACACUGACUGGAACAGAAUCUGAACUUGUCUCAAUCCUGAUUCCAUGCUUCUCGUCCGACACCCAAUCCAGACCUCCCAUUCCGAAACUGCUUAAUCAACUGGAGCAGCUGGCCAAGCGUGUCCCGUUCCAGCUGAGCCAGAUGGGGUCCAUGAUGGUAGCCAUUAAGGAGUGGAAGAGAGAGAGGUUAACAGAGUCCCCCGAGUUCAGUGAAGCACAUCCACUGAAGCCGUCGGCGUCCAUCGAAGAGCUACUCAAAGUCAAGGACCAACAACUGAUUGAACUGCAAGUAAAGAAUUCUGAGCUUGUGGCUACAAAUCAGACGAUUGAGAGGCAGCUGGCUGAACAAGAGGAGCAGCUGCAGAGAGCAGAGCCCACUGAGAUAAAGCUCUCGGAUAUGCUGGCUGAUCUCCAUCAGGUGGUGGGGUGGCUCCUACUGGGCAUCCAUCUUGAUGUCCCUCUGUCAGAUCUACAGAAGAUACGGCAUCAGUUCAAUGAGAACGUGGAUCAGUGUAAGACGGAGAUGCUUAUCACUUAUUCCAAACUGAAGGAGCCAUCUUGGGUGGACAUUGUGGAUGCCUUGAGGAGAUCGGGAGAACGUGCACUGGCCGUGAGAUUGGCACGCAAACAUGGGGUGACAUUGACGGAGGAGGUCACAGAGUCUCAGGAGGAGGAGAGUGUUUCCGUUCUUCUACCAAACGGAACUUCUGAGGUUGAAUCGGACGUCAAAGAACUAGUCCAUUGUAUUCACUCGAAAGACAGCGAACUUCAGAGCACAAUCCAACAGCUUCAUCGAGAGCAGGCAUCAAAAGAGGACCUGGAACGAGAGCUAACUCACCUUAAAGAGAGUCUCUCAUCGAUGGAUGGCGGCGUUGGGGUCCAACAGAGCCGACAAACACUUACACAACAGCUGUUCUUGAAAGAGCGGGAGAGACACUACCUUUCUCUAGUGAGCAUGGGACAGCAAAACCAGAAGAACAAGAGUAUGCACGGCAACGAGAUCGAUGUGAUACUAGUCGAGAAAGAUAUGGAAAUUCAUCGAAUGAAAACACAGCUCAAAGAAAUUGAGUCGCAGUUUCGUAUGGAAAAAACACGAUCAGAAGAGCUGAAAACUAAACUGAUUUCGCUUGAAUCUGAGGUGACCAUUAAAGAUGCUCAUAUCGGGGAACUGGAGAAUUCUAAGAAGGAGCUGAAUAAGUAUUUAGCAGACGAGCGGCAGAGAGUGGACAUGCUACUCAUGAAGGUGGUUCCCCCUCCAUCUGUACAACCUGUCAGUCCGGUUAGCCCAGUUAUCCCUGUCCCCCCGAUCAGCCCCCCACCGGUCACUGUCAAAGAGGAGCCUGUCGUCUCUAAUAGUAGCACUGAAUUCGAACCUGUCAAAGAGGAGCCUGUCGUCUCUAAUAGUAGGACUGAAUUCGAACCUACACCUGUUAAGAACUGUUGUGUUAUAGUGUGACCUCUGACCUUAUACCCCACCCCCUAUUUUAACCUCUUCCGCUCUAUUUUUUUGUCAAAUUAAAAUAUUUUGUACUUUUGUUUUAUAAUUAUUAUUGUGUGAUAUUAUUGUUUGAAAAGUGAAGAUAUACAGUGCUUGAUCAUGAAAA
This is a messenger RNA of Halichondria panicea, 2683 nucleotides long. RefSeq lists its product as uncharacterized. Gene Ontology annotation, molecular function: protein kinase activity; ATP binding. The coding region runs from base 157 to 2535 and encodes 792 amino acids. The transcript has 5 exons. Lineage: Eukaryota; Metazoa; Porifera; Demospongiae; Suberitida; Halichondriidae. The record is from RefSeq and is a predicted model, not a curated record. Gene Ontology annotation, biological process: protein phosphorylation; signal transduction. Gene Ontology annotation, cellular component: cytoplasm.